Messenger RNA from Pygocentrus nattereri (red-bellied piranha), 2569 nucleotides. It is a transcript of the gene tafa1, whose product is annotated as TAFA chemokine like family member 1. Bases 624 to 1040 code for a protein of 138 amino acids. The transcript has 6 exons. Lineage: Eukaryota; Metazoa; Chordata; Actinopteri; Characiformes; Serrasalmidae. Gene Ontology annotation, molecular function: receptor ligand activity. Gene Ontology annotation, biological process: regulation of neuroblast proliferation; neuroblast differentiation. The record is from RefSeq and is a predicted model, not a curated record.
GGGGAGAGAGUCUCACACUCCGUGUGGCUCCUCAGUGGAAGACAGAAGAGGCUGUGGAGAGAGAGCGCACGAGCAGCAGAGCGAGAGCGAGCGAGAAAGAAAAGAGAGAGAGAGAGAGAGAGAGAGAGAGAGAGGUGCCGUCGAGCAGGGAGGACCCCUCUCUCGGUGUGUGUGUAAAAAGUGAAGAGGCAAAUUAGCUCAGCAUCUCCACGAGACGCCCUCACACCUUCAGCGAGUGGAGGAGAGGAGACGGAGAGAAAGAGAGAGAGAGAGAGAGAGAGAGAGAGAAAGAAAGACAGAGAGAAGAGAGGAGAGGAAGAAAAAAAAUCACGAGCUGCUUUUUCCUGCUGAUGUAAAGGUGACAUGAGGAGCUUUCACGCGCCGACUCCAGUGGGUUUCUGAUACACUGCAGACUGACCCGCCAGCCGUCCCUCGAGGCUCUGUCCGUCUACUCCGACCAGGAACUUUUGGGUUUUUUUGGUUUGUUUGCUUGUUUUUCUUGUUGUUUUGUUUGUUGGAGGUACCUGAGAACAUGGGUGGAUUUAUCUCCAUGCACUGAGGAUUUUGGAUGAUCACUGACACCGACUGACACAAGACCUGACCAGCACAGCCUGUCUCCUGCCAUGUCGUGGUAUCUGUGUUUGUGGAUAGCUGUUAGCUGCCUAGUGCUCUGCCAGGCCACUCUGUACGAGACCAUCCAGCAGCACCACGUCCCCCGGCCCGGCCGGAACGCCAUCCAGAUCCUCGAGGGUGGAACGUGUGAGGUGAUCGCAGCUCAUCGGUGCUGCAACAAGAACCGGAUUGAGGAACGCUCUCAGACGGUGAAGUGCUCAUGUCUGCCAGGGAAAGUGGCCGGAACGACACGCAACAAGCCCUCCUGCGUGGACGCCUCCAUCGUGAUCGGGAAGUGGUGGUGUGAGAUGGAGCCAUGUUUGGAAGGAGAAGAGUGUAAGACGCUGCCAGAUAAUUCAGGCUGGAUGUGCUCCUCUGGAAACAAGAUCAAGACCACCAGGAACACACAGCCAUAUUCUCCUUUUUAGCUCGUGAGGACAGCUGCGGAGGCACCGGUGCACGUCUCUCUGCUCCAGAUUCAUCCUCGGACCUAACCCACAGCUCGCACCAGACUGCGCACAAUUGUCUCCUCUGUCACAGCAGACUAAACCAUCCCAUCAAAGCACGGUUUUGAGUGGAUUACCUGCGACAGAAAAAGUGAAGGAGGAUAUCUGUCCUCCAAGAAACAGGACAUAAAACAAGCUUUAGCUGAUGAUGUGCCAAGGAUGUUAUUCUUUUUUCUCUCUCUCUCUCUCUCUUCUUACUUUUUGCGGUAAAAGACAAGCUAAUCUGUGUGCUUGAUUGAGUCGGACCGCAGGUGACUCCUCUUCUCAAACGCCCGUGACCAAUUUCACUACAUGCCCCCCCCCAAGCCCCCCUUACCCCCAACACAAACAUACACACACCCUCCAGGCAGUUACUCCGCGACAGCUUAGCGGGCCUACUUAGCGGGUGUAAAACAAUAUCUGAAAGACGUUAACCCCUGGUCCCCCUGGAGACGCAAAGUGGAUGAUCCUGCUAAGCUGAGGAUGACUGAAGUGAGGAUCAUAGUGGAUCAGUGACACGAAGGAGAAAAUGAGGUGGAAAUCGAUUCCAGAUUUCACGCCUGUCCCUUGUUCUCAACCUUAUGUGGCAGUUCUGCGUCCAUUAAGAAGAUGCGACCAUCUGGCUUGGACAUGUUAGCCUUUACUUGCUAGCAUCCAGCACAAACUGGUUAGCUGUCUUGCUAGCUUGGACUCAGCAUCUCCUCAGAAAGAACCUAACCUCUCGGCCCAUCUUCCACCUCCCACACGGAACCCUUUGAGGCAAGGUCAACGGUCCCGCACUCUCCGACUAAGGCCUGGUCUCUUUUUAUCUGUUGGCAUGCUCGAUGUACUUUGUUGGAGCUUUAUUCGUACCGAGAGCGACUCUGUACAUACGUGUCUGUACAUAAUAUAUAAAUAUAUAUACAUAUAUACAUACAUAUAAAAACAUAUGACCUUAUAUGCCCUUACACAUGAUGUUCACAUGGUUUGGGAGCUAAUCUGUGACUGCUCUGAUUAUGGACCCCCCUUAUGGAGUACAGUGCCCUCCCUCAAGUCAAUGGAACACAUCCAUCCUCCAGGAUGGUCACUGCUUGCGAUGAAAUUCAAACAAGCAGUCCAUCUGAUCUAUCCUGAAAGUGUGUUAUCCUGUGUAAUGUAGAGAUUUGCCUGGGUGAAAGACUCUGCUUUGACACAUGGUUGCAUCUGUGAAUCAGCCAUCUGCUGUUGUAUUGGGCCCGUUCUGGGAAAAAGACACCCACUGUUCUUGGUUCUGUCCUCCAUUCUCUGACAUGUCUGACUCCGGAAGUAGUUCUAGACCUGCUAGUUUGUGUCAGUCACUUACAAAAGGACUGAGUUGGUAUAAAAAGAAGUAGAAAUGAUGGACAAACUUGUCGCCUCGUCUCCAACAGAUGCAAAAUUACAGUAGCUCUGGUAGACACACAUGCAACCUGGUCAGAAUCUGAUCAGAAUUAAAGAUGAUGAGAGUUUCCUAC